AUGAAGAACAAGAUCUCCGACGCGGUCAAGACCGACCACCGCGAGCUGGAGCACUAUUACCAUAUAAUUGUCAACUCUACCAACCCCGGAGAGAGGACGAAAUACCAGAACCAGUUCGUCUGGGAGCUCGCACGCCAUUCCGUCGGAGAGGAAUUGGUCCUGUAUCCCGCCAUGGAGAAGCUGAUGGGUGCAGAGGGAGAGAGGCUGACGGCCAAAGAUAGAAAGGAACAUCAAGUGGCGAAAGAACAGCUGCAAGAGUUCCAGAGCACCGAUGCAUCUGAUCCCAAGUUCAUGGACCGGAUCAAGGAGUUGAUGGAUAAUCUAGCAGAGCAUAUCAAGGAAGAAGAGAACAUCGACCUGGUCAAGAUCGAGGAGCUCUUAGAUCCCACGGAGAGUGACGAGAUGGCUGCUUCUUUCGAGAGGACGAAGAUGUUUGUGCCUACUCGAUCUCAUCCAGGAGCUCCGAAUAAACCGCCGUUCGAGACGGCCGUGGGACUCCUGACGGCCCCUAUCGACAAGGUGGCUGAUCUCUUCAGGUCUUUCCCCUAG
Arthroderma uncinatum is the source of this 549-nucleotide messenger RNA. Its product is annotated as HHE domain protein. Lineage: Eukaryota; Fungi; Ascomycota; Eurotiomycetes; Onygenales; Arthrodermataceae. The record is from RefSeq and is a predicted model, not a curated record. The coding region runs from base 1 to 549 and encodes 182 amino acids. The transcript is spliced from 2 exons.